AGAGCCCGGCUUCCUCCCCUAAGGCAGCUGCAUAGCGAACUCCAUCUCUCCCGCAAUGCAUCUCCCUGCGAUUCUGCUUUGUGCUUUCUGGUCUGCAGUGUUGGCUGAGACCUCUGACGACUAUGAGCUCAUGUACGUGAAUCUGGACAACGAAAUAGACAAUGGACUUCAUCCCACCGAGGACCCCACGCCAUGCGACUGCCGCCAAGAGCACUCGGAGUGGGACAAGCUGUUCAUCAUGCUGGAGAACUCGCAGAUGCGGGAGGGCAUGCUGCUGCAGGCCACCGACGACGUCCUCCGGGGAGAGUUGCAGCGGCUGCGGGCCGACCUGGGCCGGCUGGCGGGCGGCAUGGCGAGGCCAUGUGCUGCCGGGGGCCCUGCGGACGCCAGGCUGGCGCGGGCCCUGGAGCCGCUGCUGCACGAGAGCCGCGAUGCGAGCCGAAGGCUGGCACGCCUGGAGGAUGCGGAGGCGCGGCGGCCCCAAGCGGCAGUGCCUGGCCUGGGUGCAGUGCUGGAGGAACUGCAGCGGACGCGUGCCGACCUGAGCGCAGUGCAGAGCUGGGUCGCUCGCCGCUGGCUGCCAGCAGGUUGUGAAACAGCAAUUUUAUUCCCAAUGCGGUCCAAGAAGAUUUUUGGAAGCGUGCAUCCUGUGAGACCAAUGAAGCUUGAAUCUUUUAGCGCUUGCAUCUGGGUCAAAGCCACGGAUGUAUUAAACAAAACCAUCCUGUUUUCUUAUGGCACAAAGUGGAACCCCUACGAGAUCCAGUUGUACCUCAGCUCCCAGUCCCUAGUGUUUGUGGUGGGUGGGAAAGAGAAUAAGCUGGCUGCAGACACUGUGGUUUCCCUGGGGAGGUGGACCCACCUCUGUGGCACCUGGAGUUCAGAGCAGGGGAGCAUGUCCUUAUGGGUAAAUGGGGAGCUAGUGGCCACCACUGAGGGGAUGGCCACGAGUCACCCUGUCCCUGAGGGUGGACUCCUACAGAUUGGCCAGGAAAAGAAUGGUUGCUGUGUAGGUGGGGGCUUUGAUGAAACAUUAGCAUUUUCUGGAAGACUCACAGGCUUCAAUAUCUGGGAUCGUGUUCUCAGUGAGGAGGAGAUACGGGAGAGUGGAGGAGCCGAGUCUUGCCACAUCAGGGGAAACGUCGUCGGGUGGGGAGUUACCGAAAUCCAGCCACACGGAGGAGCUCAGUAUGUUUUCUAAGUGUUGUAAAACUCUACU
This is a messenger RNA of Microtus ochrogaster (prairie vole), 1219 nucleotides long. It is a transcript of the gene Ptx3, whose product is annotated as pentraxin 3. Gene Ontology annotation, biological process: innate immune response; host-mediated suppression of viral proces. The record is from RefSeq and is a predicted model, not a curated record. Gene Ontology annotation, molecular function: complement component C1q complex binding. NCBI's taxonomy places the organism in Eukaryota, Metazoa, Chordata, Mammalia, Rodentia, Cricetidae.